UUUGCACUCUUCUCUCUCUCACGGUGCCACAGCAUGGCCAUCGACCACAUUCCGGAUGCGGAGGAGAUGAAGACGCUCGGUGAGCCGCACCAUUACGACGCCAACUUCAAGGGGCCGAUUGUGGAGCGGCAGUGCCGGGACGUGCUCUUCCUUCUGCUCUUCAUUCUCUUUAUCAUUGGUAUGGGUGUUGUCACCGUCAUCGCCUACCGCAUCGGCAACCCAAGCGGAUUUUGUACGGGACGGAUGCAGACGGCAAUGUGUGCGACACCAAGAACUCUGAUUUGCGCAACGGCAUCGACAUGCGUGGGCGGCCGUUUGUGUUUUUCGGCAACCCUCUCAAGCCGUUCCGUGACGAGAUCUGCGUGAAGAAGUGUCCUGUGGAUAACGUCAACAUUUUUGCGUUGUCGUACGACAAGGACAACAUUUAUUGCCGCAACGGCUACACCGGCAACAAGCCGCGGACAGACAUCCUGUACAUGGGAUGCACCGGCGACUGCCCGUGCUUCCCGGGCUACUCGUCGACGCCGAUCCUGCGGCGGUGUAUUCCUGCGCCGGGCUCCGAGACUGUGACCAACUCGUCAGACACGACAAACAUCAUGGACAAGAUCAACUCGACGGAGCUGUCGCGGCAGAUCAUGGCAGACAUCAACGCUGCCAAGUACAUCAUUCUGUUCCUGGCGGGCGUGGCUGUGGUGCUCUCGUUCUGCUGGCUUCUCCUUCUCAAGACCUUUACUGGGUGCCUGGUGUGGACGACGAUUAUUCUCGUUUCCGUGCUCUCUAUCACGAUCUCGACGCUGCUGUGCAUGGAGGCCAAGGAGGCGCGCGACGAGCACAACGACGCCAAGCGCAAGGGCGUGGACACGGUCGAGUCGCAGCUGCAGUACCGGACGAUGACGGCGUUUGCGGUGAUUGCGACGGUGGCGACGGCGGUUCUGCUCAUUGUUGUCCUCACCAUGCGCAACAAGAUCCGGCUGGCGAUCCAGAUCAUCAAGGAGGCCGGGGCGGCGCUGACGUCGAUGCCGUGCUUGUUCUGCGUCCCGAUCUGGACCUUUGUCAUUCUUGGCCUCUUCUUUGCGUACUGGAUCGCGACGGCGCUGUACCUGGCGACGGCCGGCGAGCCGCUGUAUGACCCGGAGACGGGCGAGUUUGUGACGUACAAGGCGUCCAAGGACGUGCGGCGGAUGCAGGCGUACCACGUCUUUGCCCUCCUCUGGGUCCUCGCCUUUAUCCUGGGCAUUCACGAAUGCACCAUUGCCGGCUCGAUCGCCACGUGGUACUUUUCGCACGACAACAAGGUCAAGGGCUUCCCCAUCCUGCGGUCGCUCAAGCGGACGCUGCGGUACCACACCGGGUCUGUCGCGCUCGGCUCGCUCAUCAUUGCCAUUGUGCAGUUUAUCCGUGUUUGCAUCGAGUACGUCCGCAUGCAGCUCAAAGGCAAAGACAACGACUUUGUCCGCUUCCUCCUCCGCUGCCUCGCGUACCUCUUUGCCUGCCUCGACCGCUUCCUUCGUUUCAUUUCGCGGAAUGCAUACAUCCAGAUCGCGAUCUACGGCGAGUCGUUCUGCACCUCGGCCCGCGAGGCCUUUGCCCUCCUCAUGCGUAACGCGUGGCGCCUCAUUGCUGUCCAGUUCAUCGGCGACUUUGUCAUCAACCUCGGCAAGCUUGUGGUGGUCGUCAUCGUCGCCAUUGUCGCCUUCUUCAUGCUCCGCGGCAAAGACGAGCUUGGCCUCCGCGAGGGCAUCGAGCUCAACUACUGGGCCAUUCCCUUUAUCCUCAUCUGUGUCCUCGCCUUUGCCGUUUGCACAGCUAUGAUGGGGCUCUACGAGCUGGCCAUCGACACCAUCUUCCUCUGCGCCAUGGAAGACUUUGAGCGCAACGACGGCUCGCUUGACCGCCCCUACUACGCUUCGGAGCCGCUGACCAAGCUCCUCAAGGAUAACGAGAAGCGCAAGAUGGACACCGAUCUUGGCAAGGACAACAUCUAGUCGCUUGCACCAUUUCAGUGAACUUGAACAUAUCGAA
Molecule: messenger RNA, 2022 nt
Organism: Thecamonas trahens ATCC 50062
Lineage: Eukaryota; Apusomonadida; Apusomonadidae
Product: solute carrier family 44
Exons: 2
Coding region: 300-1985 (561 amino acids)
Biological process (GO): transmembrane transport
Cellular component (GO): membrane
Molecular function (GO): transmembrane transporter activity
Source: RefSeq, a predicted model, not a curated record